CUUUGCCGUAGACACGCCUUGUUGCCAAGGCAGCGAGAAAGAAGCUGUGAAAGGAUGCUGUUUACGUGUGUCAAAAGUUUAGUUUAGUCCAAUUUUUCGCGCGUGACAACGUUUUGGACAGGGUUGUGUAGAUAAAACUAACUCAUUAUUAUCUUUCAAAGUAUUUUGUUGUGGUGAAGUUACCGACAAUCCGCAAAUACUUUCGCUAGCUAAACCAGUAACAGGUUGGGGAUGCUAGUUGCUAAUUAGCAUGUAGCGUUUGAAUGGUUUCUAUUCGUAGGUGAUUUUGAGGCUAGGCGUAUUUUAAUGACAUUUUUACAGCUAGAAAUCCUACUAUACUCCUCUAAAAGGCGAGCAAGCCUCACUAGCCACCAUGGGCACGGCCUCCUCCCUAGUCAGCCCCGGAGAGGUGAUCGAAGACGGAUACGGGGGAGAGGGCGGAGAGGCAUGCGAGAUCCCCGUGGAGGUGAAACCCAAAGCCCGGCUUCUGCGCAGCUCCUUCCGCCGGGGACCUCGGGUGAUCGGGGCCAGCUUCAAGUCGACGGGAUCAGUGGACCUCGAGUACGCCGCCGAGUACGAACGGCUUCGGAAGGAGUACGAGAUCUUUCGCGUGAGCAAGAAUAACGAGAUCACGUCCAUGCAGAAGAAGGAAGCCAAGCUGGACGAGGAGAAUAAAAGGCUGAGGGCUGAGCUACAGGCUUUGCAGAAGACCUACCAGAAGAUCCUGAGAGAGAAAGAGAGCGCCCUGGAGGCUAAGUACCAAGCUAUGGAGAGAGCCUCCACAUUUGAGCAUGAUAGGGAUAAAGUAAAAAGGCAGUUCAAGAUCUUUCGGGAGACGAAGGAGAAGGAAAUCCAGGACCUCCUUCGGGCCAAGAGAGACUUGGAAUCCAAAAUGCAACAACUGCAAGCUCAGGGCAUCCAGGUUUACUCUCCCAAUGAUUCUGAUUCAGAUGACAACCAAACAACUGUGACUGCUGCAGGAACCCAGUGUGAGUACUGGUCUGGGGGAGUGCUGGGAAGUGAGCCCUCGAUGGGUAGCAUGAUGCAGUUGCAGCAAACAUUCCGGGGUCCGGAGUUCGCUCACAGCCUCAUCGACGUGGAGGGUCCAUUCGCGAAUGUGAGCAGGGAUGACUGGGAUGCAGCGGUGGCCAGUCUCCUGCAGGUCUCACCUCACGUUCCUCAAGCCUUGUGGAGCAAUACAGUGCGCUGCUACUUCAUUUGCACACCAGAGACCAAGGCUGAGAUGGAUAUCUUUAGCAAGAAACACUCUCCAGUGCUGAGGAGGCUGUGUGAAGGCCUCGGACAUUUCUACCUGAAUGUCUGCUUCAAUGAAGAAGCCGCCGCCUCCUUUGUGUCGGUGCGCAAACAGGAAAUCGAAAGGAGCUCAGUUUGUGUGCUUCUUCUAAAAUCCACUGUCAACAGCUCUGUGGUGGAGGACUGCGAGGAGGCUUUUGUGAAGAAUCCAGAUGGACACCCGUUAGUGCUUUACCUCAGGACAGCAGCAGAUGGGAACUUCACCGGACCCACCAGGAAGCUUCUGGAAAGGGUCAACGCUGCUGACAAGGCUGCUAAAAUAAAGGUUUUAGAUCAUAGCGGUUCUGCUGAAGACGGGGCCAGCCUCAUUUCUGCUCAGCUGGAGAAAGUCAUCAAACAGGAGCUGCUUGGUUUCGAAGGUGCAGAUGCCGACCCAAAAGACUCCACGAUUGAAGAGGGUCGCGAGGAAGAUUCAGGCGACGUCCUGUGGGACCUUCACGACGAGCAAGAGCAGAUGGAAUCGUACCAACAAGCGUGUGGGAGCACCAGCUCCCAGCUUGGUUUCCAAAAGUACGUUGACCGGCUCAACGACAUGAUCGCUGCCCCUCCCCCGACGCCGCCUCUGCUGGUGUCAGGCGGUCCGGGCUCAGGGAAAUCCCUUCUCCUCGCCAAAUGGAUCGAGCUACAGCAGAAACAGUCCCCCAACAAUUUGUUCCUCUACCAUUUCGUCGGGCGACCUUUCUCCUCCAGUUCUGAGCCCGUCCUCAUUAUCAAACGCCUCACGGUUAAGCUUCUGCAACACUUUUGGUCAAUUUCCGGCUUGUCCAUGGAACCUAGCAAGACCCUGGAGGAGUUUCCGCGCUGGCUCGAGAGGCUCUCGGCGCGCCACCAGGGCAACAUCAUUAUCAUCAUAGACUCCAUUGACCAAAUACAGCAAGCAGAACGACAUAUGAAGUGGUUGAUCGACCCGCUGCCCGUCAACGUCAGAGUGGUGGUAUCUGUUAAUGUGGAGACGUGUCCUCAAGCGUGGCGGUUGUGGCCGACUCUUCACUUGGAUCCGCUGAGUCCCAGGGAGGUCAGGAGUGUGGUUACCGCUGAGUGCCUGAACAUGGACCUUCAACUCGUCAAAGAUCAGGAGAAGAAGCUGGAACGACACUGCCGAUCAGCAUCAACCUGCAACGCUUUGUAUGUCACGCUGCUUGCCAGGAUGAGCACCAGAGGAUGGUCGUUUGAGAAGAAUUUGGAACAGUGCUUGCAAUGUCAGGACACCUUGUCUCUCUACCGCCUGGCUCUCAAAAUGACUCUGGACUCUUUUAGCUCGGACAGAGAGCGACACACAAUGAAAGAGAUACUAUGCCUGGUGUAUUCCAGCCACAAUGGAGUGAGUGAGUCAGAAAUUCUCGAUCUUUUCCCGGAGUUGGAAUUUCCAGUGCUGGCGUCGAUGCUCUUUGGUUUGAGCAGACUCUGCGUGCUCACCCUCCACUGCGGUCUCAUCAGAUUCCAACAUCUGCAGGCACGAGAAGCAGUCAGAUUAGAGUUUCUGAGCGGAGGACGCAGUUGUGCCACAUACAGAGAGAAACUGAUCCACUACUUCAGUCAGCAACUCAGUCAUGAUCUUGUAACGUGGCGUGUCGCCGAUGAGCUGCCCUGGUUGCUCCAGCAGCAGGAAGACCGGACCAAACUGCAGCUGAGCCUCUUGAACCUGUUUGUGUCUCAGAACUUGUACAAGAGGGGUCAUUUCUCCGAGCUGCUGGCUUACUGGCAAUAUGUGGGCAAAGACAAAAGCUCCAUGGCCACCGAGUAUUUCGACUCGUUGAAGCACUACGAGAAGAACUGUGAGAGCGAGGACAGCAUGACCAAAUUGGCCAACUUGUAUGAGACUUUGGGACGCUUCCUUAAAGAUCUGGGCUUGCCCAGUCAGGCCGUGGCUCCUCUUCAGAGAUCGCUGGAGAUCCGAGAGACCGCCCUGGACCCCGACCAUCCCAGCGUGGCGCGCUCCCUGCACCAGCUUGCCGCCGUGUACGUCCAGUGGAAGAAAUACGGAAAUGCCGAGCAGCUGUACAAGCAGGCGCUGGAGAUCAGCGAGAACGCCUAUGGGGCUGAGCACGGCAGCGUGGCGCGAGAGCUGGAGUCCCUCGCUGUGCUCUAUCAGAAACAAAACAAGUAUGAACAAGCGGAGAAACUCAGGAAGCGGUCCAUGAAGAUUAGGCAGAAAACAGCUCGCCAGAAGGGCCAUAUGUAUGGCUUCACACUAUUGCGUCGCCGAGCCCUCCAGCUUGAAGAGCUCACCCUCGGAACAGACUCCGCCGACUGCGCCCGGACCCUUAAUGAAUUGGGCGUGCUCUACUACCUCCAGAACAACUUGGACGCGGCCAAGGUGUUCCUAACACGCUCGUUGGAAAUGCGCCAGCGCGUCCUGGGCCCAGAGCACCCAGACUGCGCUCAAUCUCUCAACAACCUGGCGGCGCUACACACGGAGAGGCGGGACUACGAGGCGGCGGAGGAUAUGUAUGAAAGGGCGCUAGAUAUUCGCAAGAGGGCCCUCUCGCCGGACCACCCCUCGCUCGCUUAUACGCUCAAACACCUGGCCAUGCUCUACAAGCGCAGGGGGAAAUUGGAGAAGGCGGUGCCCUUGUAUGAGCUCUCACUGGACAUUAGGGAAAAGAGUUUUGGGCCCAAACAUCCCAGCGUCGCGACAGCGUUGGUCAAUCUGGCCGUCAUCUACUGCCAGCUGAAGAAACACAGCGAAGCGUUACCACUGUACAAGCGAGCGCUCAAAGUGUACGAAGACAGUCUGGGACGCUCUCAUCCUCGCGUUGGGGAGACGCUCAAGAACCUGGCGGUGCUGAGCUAUGAAGAAGGCGACUUCGAAACGGCGGCAGAGCUGUACAAACGCGCCAUGGAGAUCAAGGAGGCGGAGCCGUCACUGGCGUGCAGUAACGCACCUUCUCGCCACUCGUCUAGCGCCGACACGUUCAGCCUGAGAGGACCCGCCCCCCUCCCACAAGGUCCCAGUACUGGUCAGUCCAAUCCCACUUUCUUGAUUCGGACAACUUCCAAAAGCUAUGUUCUCAGGAAAAAGCCUCCUGGUGAGCUGCUACCCGGUGCCCACCAGGUGGACAGGGAAUAUCGCGUCCAGAAGGCCUUGUAUUCUGCUGGAUUCCCUGUUCCUGAGCCCCUCCUCCACUGCACUGAUGUCAGCAUCAUCGGAACAGAAUUCUACUUGAUGGAGCAUGUUGUGGGGCGCAUAUUUCGGGACCUUCGCUUGCCCGGAGUGAUCCCAGCAGAACGGACGGCUCUGUAUGUGGCAGCGGUGGAGGUUUUGGCCAAGCUGCAUUCACUGGACUUGGCAGCACUCAAGUUAGAUGGUUUUGGAAAAGGAGCAGGGUACUGUCGGAGACAGGUUUCCACGUGGACUAAGCAGUACAAUGCAUCAACUCACAGAGACAUCACUGCCAUGAAUGACCUUUCCGCAUGGUUGAUGAGCAAUUUGCCUGCCGACGAUCAUGAAGUCACGCUGGUCCACGGAGAUUUCCGAGUGGACAACUUAAUAUUCCAUCCAACUGAGGCUCGUGUGCUAGCAGUGUUGGACUGGGAGCUGUCUACCACCGGGGAACCUUUGGCAGAUCUGGCCUACUUCCUCUCUCCUCACUACUGGCCUAUCAGCCUCGAAGUACUGAGCUCGAUGGGUAGCUUGAGAGGCAUAGAAGGUAUUCCCACAAUGGACGACCUGAUCUCCAUUUACAGACGCUGCCGGCUGAUCCCGUCCGCUUUGCCACCUUUAAAUUUCUACUUGGCACUCUCCCUUUUCAAACUGGCAGGAAUCGCUCAGGGGGUCUAUGCACGCCACCUACUGGGCAACGCCAGUGCCUCCAAUGCCGCCGAGUUAGGCCAGUGCGUCGAACCCUUGGCUGUGCUCGCCCUGCAGCUCGUACAUAGGCCUCUGGCUCGACAGGAAGCCGGGCUUUUUCUGCAAACGGCCAAGGGUCGGGCAGUGCUCCAACAGGUGAAGGACUUCAUGAGACAGCACGUGCUUCCCGCACAGAAGGGAGUCGAGGAGUACUAUAUCAAAAACGCUCAUUCCCCACUGAGGUGGAACACGCCCCAAAUAAUAGAAGACUUGAAGCUAAAAGCCAGAGAGGCCGGGCUAUGGAACCUCUUCCUGCCGGCAGCGAGCGGCCUCACUCAGCUAGACUACGCCUACAUCGCUGAAGAGACCGGACGUUGCUUUUAUGCUCCGGAGGUUUUUAACUGCCAGGCGCCGGACACGGGUAACAUGGAAGUGCUGCACAUGUUUGGCAGCGAAGAACAAAAGAAGACGUGGUUGGAGCCUCUGCUCAGAGGAGAGAUGCGAUCGUGCUUCUGCAUGACAGAACCCGACGUGUCCUCCAGCGACGCCACCAACAUGGCCUGCAGCCUCCGUCGAGAGGGAGAUCAAUUUGUCAUCAAUGGGAAGAAGUGGUGGAGCAGUGGUGCAGGGAAUCCUCGAUGCAAAGUGGCCAUUGUGAUGUGUAGGAGCGCCCCCAAGGGUGACGGAAGCAGACACGCCGGGCACAGUAUGAUACUGGUGCCGAUGGAUAUGGCAGGUGUGAAGUUAAUCAGGCCUCUCACUGUUUUUGGACAAGAUGACGCCAUCCACGGAGGCCAUUUUGAGAUUCAUUUUGAAAAUGUGCGCGUUCCAGUCACCAACAUCAUUCUUGGCGAGGGCCGAGGCUUUGAAAUAGCUCAAGGUCGUCUGGGACCCGGCCGGCUGCAUCACUGCAUGCGAGCCGUGGGCCUGGCCGAGCUGGCGCUGGAGCUGCUCUGCCGACGUGCCGCCUCCAGGCAAACUUUUGGCAAGAAGCUCUACCAACAUGAGGUGGUGGCUCAUUGGAUAGCGGAGUGCCGACUCAUGAUUGAGCAAACCCGCUUGCUGAUGCUCUGCGCGGCUCACGCGCUCGAUACGGUCGGCGCUCAUGCGGCUCGCAAACAGAUUGCGUUGAUCAAAGUGGCAGCAGGCAGGAUGGUAUGCAAAGUGGUAGACUGCGCCAUCCAAGUGUACGGAGGCGCCGGCGUUUCUGCUGAUUUUCCUCUGGCGCAAAUGUAUUCCCAUGCGAGAACUCUUCGUCUUGCUGAUGGACCAGAUGAGGUUCAUUUGUCCUCCAUUGCCCGUCUGGAACUGAGAGAUCAACUCGCCAAAGCUAAACUGUGAUAUGAUCAUCAAAAGUGAAAAGCCUUCUGAUCCAGGGAUUUAAGCAUUUGUGAUAGUGAAAAGGUACUUUAAUCUUCUUCCAUCCUGCUAAAUAUAAGAUACUAAGUAUGAAAAAAUUUUGGUGUCUUUGACAAGAAUAAAGUCUUAUUUUCAUACGUCCGCUGUAUAUUUGGAGGUUUCAAUAAGCAGGAUCUACCUACUCAACGAUACAUAAUGCGUCUUUACCAAUCAUGUUUGAAAAGUGCUUUUCUCAAAUCAUGAGACAAAAAAAUGGACUGAGAUGACAAUUUAAAAUGUGCCAAAAAAGUUUAUUUUUGGGAAAAGUCAAAUUUUGACUUUUUUGUAAGGGGGGGUGCUUACGCAUUUUUUCAAAAUUUCAAAAACGGUAAAAAAAACACUUUUGGGCCAAGGGGCGCCGGGAAACGUUCCAA
This is a messenger RNA of Corythoichthys intestinalis (scribbled pipefish), 6876 nucleotides long. It is a transcript of the gene nphp3, whose product is annotated as nephronophthisis 3. Gene Ontology annotation, molecular function: protein binding; flavin adenine dinucleotide binding; acyl-CoA dehydrogenase activity. NCBI's taxonomy places the organism in Eukaryota, Metazoa, Chordata, Actinopteri, Syngnathiformes, Syngnathidae. Gene Ontology annotation, cellular component: cytoplasm; mitochondrion. The coding region runs from base 374 to 6445 and encodes 2023 amino acids. The record is from RefSeq and is a predicted model, not a curated record. Gene Ontology annotation, biological process: fatty acid beta-oxidation using acyl-CoA dehydrogenase. The transcript is spliced from 45 exons.